This is a messenger RNA of Solanum tuberosum (potato), 459 nucleotides long. RefSeq names its product bidirectional sugar transporter SWEET5-like. Gene Ontology annotation, biological process: carbohydrate transport. Gene Ontology annotation, cellular component: membrane. NCBI's taxonomy places the organism in Eukaryota, Viridiplantae, Streptophyta, Magnoliopsida, Solanales, Solanaceae. The record is from RefSeq and is a predicted model, not a curated record. Bases 25 to 459 code for a protein of 144 amino acids. Gene Ontology annotation, molecular function: sugar transmembrane transporter activity. The transcript is spliced from 3 exons.
UCUCUUCUAUUUUUCUUCAUAGCUAUGUUUCUUAAUAGGGAUAAUGCUAGGUUUGCUGUUGGUGUUAUUGGGAAUAUCAUUGCACUCAUCUUGUUCUUGUCACCUUUGACGACUUUCGUUCGUAUAUGGAAAAGCAAGUCUGUGGAGCAAUUUUUUCCAAUUCCAUACCUAGCCACAUUUAUCAAUUGUGGGAUUUGGGUGAUGUACGGUCUCCCAUGGGUCACACCUAACAGUCUUUUAGUUAUAACUAUUAACGGGACCGGUCUAGGCAUCGAGAUCGUGUACCUUACGCUGUUUUUAUUGUACUCGGAUCGUAAACAAAGGACGAAAGUUAUUAUAAUCGUCAUCGUUGAGAUUAUUUUUGUUGUUGCACUUGGCUUUGUUGUUCUAACUUUUGUCCAUGAACCCAGAAAAGGGCAGCCAUUGUUGGUAGCAUUUGCAUGGUGGGCAACAUUAUGA